Molecule: messenger RNA, 5882 nt
Organism: Thlaspi arvense
Lineage: Eukaryota; Viridiplantae; Streptophyta; Magnoliopsida; Brassicales; Brassicaceae
Source: the annotation of a GenBank genome assembly
GUCUGGUCUUUUCUUCCUGCCAGGAAAGAAGAAGGAAGUCACUACCAACAUUCAAGCAAACAUAUCCAGAGAGCUACUUAGAUGGAUUCUACUUCUCUAAGAAUUUGAUUUAGUUUCAAAGAUCUCUCUAGUUUUUUUUUCUUCUCCUGAAGUGUUUGAGAUGGCGAAUCCAUCACUUCAGUCUCCGACCAAUCCACAUUUUUUCCAGCCACUUCUUCCCGGUUUCGACACUCACCUUACAAUACCUGUUGCCUUCUUCUCAAAGCACAUAGAAGGAAAAUUUGAGCAGAAGACGGCGAUACUGAGAUCGGACGUGUCAGAACAAAUUUGGGAAGUGAAAGUAGACGGCCGGAGAUUCACCCAAGGCUGGAAAUACUUCGCCACAGCACAUGACCUUCGAAUCGGCGACAUCAUUAUUUUCAAACACGAAGGAGACAUGGUGUUCAAUGUCACUCCUUUCGGUCCUAGCUGUUGUGAGAUUCAGUAUGCACAAUCUCACACCAUCAAGGAAGAGGACGACAUUGGCAACGAGAAUCAGCACAAUAUUAGAAAUGUUAUGAGGAAGAAGAAACUAAAACUCAAAACAGAGCCAAAGUCUUCUUUAUCAUUCGACUACUGUUUUGUAGCAGAAGUCACUGCUGCAAAUCUACAAUCGGACAAACUUCGUCUUCCAAUGAUAGCUGCGAGCUCGAAAGCUGUGAACAGGGGAUGUCACAAGAUGAUUGUAGUGAACGAAGAGGGAAAGUCGUGGAAUUUCGAUUUGAGUUUUAAAGAAUCAGACAGAAGUUAUUACAUCGGAGGAGGCUGGAAAAUAUUCUGCCGUGAGAACAAGAGGAAAAUAGGAGAUCUAAUCCCGUUUAAUCUGGUCGGAGACGGGAGAUCUAGUCCAAUGCUCUGUAUCUGUCCUGAAGAAGAGUGUUCGGAACUAAUGAGCAAAUACAUGAGCGGAGAGAGAGGGAAGAAGAAGAUAAAGAGGCUUCCUAGAUGGGAAGCUUCAUCAUCUUCAAGGAAAAACAGAUUCGUCACGAUCAGUCUCACAGAUUACAAUUUCAGAAGCUCGAAACUUGUUCUACCCUUAGGCUUCACGAUGAUCAACGGGAUUUACAAGCACGAUAAGAUAAUUCUGAUGGAUAAACAUGGUGAGAAGCUGGUAACGAGUUUUGUGAAGGAUGGAUCCAAAUAUGGAAAGAGAGGACUGGGAAAAGGAUGGAAAGUUUUCUGUGAAGCUAAUGACAUAGAGAUUGGCCAGCGUUUCGUGUUAGAGUUGAUUUGGGAAGAUGCAACUCCCGUUCUUAAUUGGAUUCUCGAGUUUACCUUCUCAGUUUCAAUGAUGGUCAGAGUGAACAGUAAAAGUGUACUGAACGAGGUUCACGAGAACAUUCCUGUAGCAUUCUUUUCAAAGCAUAUCGAAGGAAGAAACGAGUACAAGUCUGCGAAACUGAGAUCGGACGCUUCAGAUACGACUUGGGAAGUGAAAUUCGAUGGCCGGAGACUCACCGGAGGCUGGACGGAAUUCGCCACAGCGCAUGAUCUUCGUAUCGGCGAUGUCGUUGUUUUCAGAAAAGAAGGAGAUUUGGUGUUUCAUGUCACUGCAUUGGGACCCAGUUGCUGUGAGAUUGAGUAUACAUCUUCCCACAACAUUGAUGAUGAUAGCGAUGAUCAUCAGGACAAGGACAACACUGCUCCGGAAAUCAGACCAAUGAAGGAGAGAGCGAAGAAGAAUACAAGGAUAAAAGAAGAAGAUUCUUCAUCAGACAAUUCUUGUUUUGUUGCAAAUGUCUCAGUCUCAAGCCUGCGCCAAGAUAAACUGUAUAUUCCGGUUAGUUUUGUGAGGUCAAACGGUUUGAGCAAAACAUACGGUAAGAUUGUUCUUCUUAACGAGACGGGAAGAUCAUGGAACUUAACUUUGGGUCACUACAAAAGCGGGGCUAACAGUUAUAUCAGAUACGGCUGGAGAAGAUUCUGCAGUGACAAUGGGAUAAAAGGAGGUCGCUUUACAUUCAAACUGGUCCAAAACUCGGAAACGCCUAUAAUCCGUUUGUACCAAGCAGAACAUAGAUAUGAGGUCGAUCUGCAUUCUUAUCUCGUGGGAUCUCUCACGCCUUCAAGCCUACGGGAUGAUACGCUGAAUCUUCCAAGGGAUUUUGUGAACUCAAAUGGUCUGAAAGAAAGAUGUGAGAUGGUUCUGAAGAAUGAAAAUGGUGGAACAUGGGAGUUAGUUUUGAGACACAACAAAGCAAACAACACUACGGUUAUCUCAGGAGGCUGGAGACGUUUCUGCCAAGUAAACGGGAUAAAAGCUAGAGAUCCCUUCAGGUUUAAACUAGUUGGAACAGGAGAUAAGCCUGUUCUUCGUUUGUGCCCUGCAGAAACCAACCGUGACACAAGAAGGCAAGUAGACUGUUCUGAAGGUACCGAUGUACAUUCCCUCUCCACGAGUUCUAGCAGCGGAGAAGAGACUAGCGAAACAGAGGAAAGUGAAGAUACAAGCAGAGACGACAUCAGUGUAAAUGACGAAAGUGAAGAGGAGAGCAUCGAAGACAAAAGCAGCUUAAGGGAAAGUUUGAAUGUAGAAAAGUGGAAGUAUUGGUCGAGAGCGGGAGCUUCAUUUUCAUCAAGUCAAAACCGAUUUGUGACGUUAACUAUCACUCCGUACUCUAUUAAAAGCAAUAAAAUGAAGCUUCCACUACAUUUCACGAAAGUGAAUGGCAUCAACAAAGCAGGGACGAUAAUGCUGAUGGGACAAGAUGGAGUUAGCUGGAUGGUGCAUCUUGCGCAAGAAAAUAGUCGCGGAAGAAUGAGAUUAGGAAGAGACUGGAAAGGAUUCUGUGAAGUUCAUGGCGUAAAGAUUGGAGAUUCCUUUGUGUUGGAACUCAUUCGGGAGAAAGAUGCACGUCCUGUGCUAAAGUUCUACACCAAAGUAAGAUGUGUCUGAGACUGUUGUCUUAAACAUGUAAGCUUGGUUCACUUGUUCACUCUUCUAUGUCUGCUUUGUAUGAAUCUAUUUGAUUUCCCUUUUUUUGUAGUACACUUGUAAACUCAAUGGGGAAGCCAAUGAUUCAUUAGUAAGCAACAGUAAGUCGGAGAAGGACAGAAUACGGCAACUGAUGUUAAAGUGGGAAUCGUGAACGAUGUCGGAAUGGCAUACUCCAACAUGACCUUGCUCGGUAUCAACAUGUCACUAUCUGAUUUCUACUCUUCACAUCCAAAAACCCGGACAAGGCUCGUAACUAUCAUUGUUGACUCCAAAAAAGAUGUUGUUAUCACUGCAGCGGCAGCUCUUGAUCUGAUAACAAACAAUGAAGUGAAAGCGAUUCUAGGGCCAUGGACAUCGAUGCAGGCUCAAUUCAUGAUCGAGCUAGGGCAAAAAUCUCAGGUCCCGAUUGUUUCAUACUCUGCAACGAGUCCGUCCCUUGCUUCCAUCCGUAGUCCAUACUUCUUUCGGGCUACAUAUGAUGAUUCAUCUCAAGUGCACGCCAUAAAAGCAAUCAUCAAAAUUUUCGGGUGGAGAGAGGUUGCACCUGUGUAUGUUGACAACAACUUUGGAGAAGGUAUAAUGCCCCGUCUUACCGAUGCUUUACAAGAGAUUAACGUUCGUAUACCUUAUAGGACGGUGAUCUCUCCCAAUGCCACGGAUGAUGAAAUCUCCGUGGAACUUCUCAGGAUGAUGACUCUACCAACUAGAGUAUUUGUUGUCCACAUUGUUGAAUUGCUUGCCUCAAGGCUUUUUGCCAAAGCUAAGGAAAUUGGUUUGAUGAAACAAGGAUAUGUUUGGAUCCUAACCAACGCAAUUACCGAUGUUCUGAGCAUCAUGAACGAGACAGCGAUUGAAACAAUGCAAGGGGUUUUGGGUGUAAAGACUUAUGUCCCGAGAUCCGAAGCGCUUGAAACAUUUAGAUCUCGAUGGAAGAAGAGAUUCCCAAUUUCUGACCUGAGCGUCUAUGGAUUGUGGGCUUAUGAUGCAACCACUGCACUGGCAUUGGCCAUCGAAGAAGCUGGAACAUCAAAUAUGACGUUUUUAAAACCAGAUGCCAUGAGGAACGUGUCUGAACUUCAAGGUCUAGGUGUAUCUCAAUACGGUCCGAAGCUUAUCCAGACACUCUCUAGAGUUCGGUUCAAAGGUCUUGCUGGUGAUUUCCACUUUAUCAAUGGAGAACUGCAGCCGUCAGUGUUUGAGAUUGUUAACGUGAAUGGGAAUGGAGGAAGAACCAUAGGAUUCUGGAUGAAGGAACAUGGCCUCUUGAAGAACGUUGACCAAAAUCCAGCAACCACGACCACUUACUCUACUUGGCAAGAUCGACUCAGACCAAUUAUAUGGCCUGGAGACACUACUUCUGUACCCAAAGGAUGGGAGAUCCCUACAAAUGGGAAAAGGCUGCAAAUUGGAGUCCCAGUUAAGGACACUUUCGAGCAAUUUGUAAAAGCUACAAGGGAUCCUAUCACCAAUUCAACAGUUUUCAGCGGAUUCUGCAUCGACUAUUUUGAGGCUGUAAUUCAUGCGAUGCCCUAUGAUGUUUCCUAUGACUUGAUUCCUGUAGAAGAUAUCAGUUAUGAUACUUUAGUCUACCAAGUGUAUCUCGGGAAAUAUGACGCCAUAGUGGCAGAUACAACAAUAUCGGCAAAUAGGUCAAUGUAUGUUGACUUCUCACUGCCAUACACACCAUCAGGCAUAGGUCUGGUCGUCCCUGUUAAAGACAGUGUUAAAAGAGGCAGUUUCAUCUUCUUGAUGCCUUUGACAUUGGAACUUUGGCUUAUCAGCCUUGUGUCCUUUUUGAUUGUUGGCCUUGUCGUAUGGGUUCUUGAACAUAGGGUAAACCCAGACUUUGAUGGACCUGGCAAGUAUCAAAUCAGCACUAUCUUCUGGUUUGCUUUCUCCAUUAUGGUCUUUGCGCCGAGAGAGAGAGUGCUUAGUUUCUGGGCAAGGCUCGUGGUUAUCAUUUGGUACUUCUUAGUACUUGUGUUGACUCAGAGUUACACUGCUAGUUUGUCUUCCCUUCUUACAUCACAACAGCUUCAUCCAACAGUAACCAACAUGAAUAGCUUGCUGGCAAAAAGAGAACCUGUGGGAUACCAAAGAAGUUCCUUCAUGUCACGAAGACUCAAUGAAUCAGGUUUUUCAGAGGCCAGUCUUAUACCCUUUGGAGGUGCAGAACAGUGUGACGAGCUACUAAGCAACGGACCCGAAAAGGGUGGUAUUUCUGCAGCUUUCAUGGAAGUACCGUACGUGAGACUCUUUCUGGGACAAUACUGUAACAAGUAUAAAAUGGUUCAAACACCAUUCAAGGUCGAUGGAUUAGGCUUCGUCUUUCCCCUUGGAUCCCCUCUAGUAGCUGAUGUUUCAAGAGCCAUUCUAAAAGUGGAAGAGUCGAACAAGGCAAUCCAACUCGAGAACGCAUGGUUCAAGAAUAUAGAUGAAAGUUGCCCAGAUCCACACACCAACCCCGACCCAAAUUCCUCUGUAUCUUUCCGCCAACUUGGCAUCGAUAGUUUUUGGGUUUUGUUUCUUGCUGCCGCCAUAGUUUGUGCUCUAGCACUGGGGAAAUUUGCGUUUUAUUUCUUGAAGGAGAACCCAGAUCAAAGAAACCUGCAAGAAUUGUGGGAAAGGUUCCUUCAGCCAGAUCAAAAUUCAUACAUAAAUAAAGUGACGAAACCUGAAUGCUCGUCAGGCGAAGACAUGCCAGAGAAUAAGCAAGAAGAAGCACACACAUCAAGCAAUGGCAGUCAAAGUUAGCACAUAAUUUAUUUUCCUUUCCCUUUCCUUCCAAUAAUAAUCAUAUGUUUGUUUGCAGGAAUUGUCUGAAAUUCCAAACAAAAAGAUUCAUUUCCUGGGAUCUUGGUGAUCAUUGUCUACAAUGAUAUAUAAGGUUCUAAAUUGUGCUCCG